AUGGCUGCUCAACUCGUCAACACCCACGUCUCCACCGCGGGACGAACAUGUGCCCUCUGCCAUUCCGGUAUCCCCUGGGACGUCACCUUUGCGGACUGUACCUACUGCAGACUGCCCUUCUGCAAGCACUGCUGGCUCCAACACCAGCCGAGCCAUGCCCUGGCCUCGGUCUCGAUGGUGCGCGGCGACAUCCACGACGCCACCAACAAAGCUGCCCCCCAACCGUGCUCGGCAUGUCGAAAACGCUCGUCGAGUCGGUACGCGUGCCUCGAAUGCCACUACACGCUGUGUCGGGGCUGCUGGUUCUCGCGAGGCGUCAACACCCACCCACACCGGUCCUUCAAGGUCUUCGAGGCAAAAUGCUCGACGGGGACGGUCACUACGGCCGACACGCUCCCGACAAACUCGUGCUGUGACGACGCCGCCGUCAAUCACUGCGUCUCCUGCUCAAAGGGCUUCGCGCUCGGCCAGUCCGUCAUCUUCUGCAAGACGUGCUUCGUCGACAUCAACGAGCCCAUGUACCGCUGCCUGAGCUGCUACUCACUCGGCCACGGCCACCCGAGCCACCACGAGCCGUGGCAGUGGACGUUUCAGGUCGCAAAGACAGGCUGGCUCUCCAGCGGCAUUUACUGCCAGAAGUGUGCCCAACCGAUGCGGACGGUCGAGGCUCUCAAAGGACACGCCCACACAGACUUUAUUGACGUCUACACCGAAGAGAAUCUGAAUCAGGUCAUUGCGCGAUCAUAUCGGGAGUGCCAGAGAAAAGUCAUGCGGGUCGACGGGCUCGUCACCGACGUUGGCGAACAGUGCAGUCUCUGCUUGCAUAAAACCACACCCAUCUCGUCUUUGCAUUGUCAGCAGUGUAACCAAGUCCUCAAGCUGUGUACUCACUGCGUCCAGUAUGCCAGCAAAUUGCAUGUCCACCCCAUUCCCAGGUUCAACGACGAUACCAACCAAGCCCAACCGGGUCAGAUACUUCAGAGUCCAGUCUCGACAGGAUCUCUACCGUCACCGCAGUCGCCCUAUCCACCCCAGCGUCCUUUCAGUGCUACUGCUGCUCCCCAGUCCCAGUGGUCUGGUCACGCUGCCAAUGCGCAUCCCACGGCUGGACAUGUCAGGCCACUUCCAGGACAAAGAAUCAGCAGUGCUCCACCCCAUACACAGUGGUCAAGACCUCAAAGCCACGUUCCCGGGCAGAUGGUGAGACCUUGUGGCCCGGCACAGCAGCAUAACUUCUUCAACGAGCUUGCCACCAGCAUCGCCGUGGCGUCCAUCACGAAUGCAGUGGUGGCUGGGCAGUCAAAUGCGAUAUAUGGCGGGUCAGAUGGUACGGGUGCGGCAAACGGUGGAAAUUUUGACACUAGUACAACAGCUGUAGAUCCCAUGGGGAUUAACACAACCCAAGAUGCCAGUGGGGCGCAGGGCAUGGACUGGUCGAUGGGGGAGAAUACCGCAGUGUACGACUCGGGAUGGGCUAUGGACAACUCGGCACAGUUCGAUUCGGGGUUUUGA
Messenger RNA from Fonsecaea nubica, 1512 nucleotides. RefSeq lists its product as hypothetical. The record is from RefSeq and is a predicted model, not a curated record. The coding region runs from base 1 to 1512 and encodes 503 amino acids. Lineage: Eukaryota; Fungi; Ascomycota; Eurotiomycetes; Chaetothyriales; Herpotrichiellaceae. The transcript has 4 exons.